Messenger RNA from Saccoglossus kowalevskii, 3922 nucleotides. RefSeq names its product neuropeptide receptor-like protein 3. Gene Ontology annotation, biological process: G protein-coupled receptor signaling pathway. The record is from RefSeq and is marked provisional. Gene Ontology annotation, molecular function: neuropeptide Y receptor activity. Gene Ontology annotation, cellular component: plasma membrane. Lineage: Eukaryota; Metazoa; Hemichordata; Enteropneusta; Harrimaniidae.
GUAUAACUUAAAUAUAAUUGCAGGUGAGCUGUGAAGCCGCUUACUGAAAACAAAAACCAGCAAUGGGUAACAACGACACUGCCUCGAUGUUCAAUUCCACUCCCUCAUUGUCGAUUACUGUGAUAUUGUCUCUUCUCUACGGCGUCAUUUCUUUGAUGUCAGUUCUUGGAAAUGCUCUCGUUAUAUUCGUAGUUUUGCGGAACAAAAAAAUGAGAACGAUUACGAACUCAUUCUUAGUUAACCUGGCCAUAAGUGACAUUAUUCAGGGACUUUUCGCUACGCCAUUUCAAUUCGCUCCUGCGAUUCUCUACAGAUGGCCGUUUGGUGAUUUCAUGUGUCCGUUUGUGCCGUUUAUAAAGACGCUUUCCAUAUUAGUUAGCAUUGGUACCUUGACUGUUAUAUCCGUGGACAGGUACUUUGCGGUAUGUCACCCGUUACGUAGAAGAUUAACACCUUGUUCUACCGCCGUCACUGUUGGUAUAAUAUGGAUAAAUGGCAUAUGUACAUCGACACCAAAACUGUUGAAUCUAAAAACAAUCGAACAUAUUUUACCGGAUGGGGGCGUACGGAUGUUUUGCGUGCCACAAUGGUCCAGUGACCAAUGUCGAAAUAUUUAUCAUUUAUAUAUUUUUGUCACGUCUUAUGCUGUGCCGUUAGUUGUCAUCACCGUUGCGUACAGCUUGAUUGCGAAGAAGAUGUAUGUCACCAAAACACCGGGUGAAAGCAACGAUGCCAGAGACCAAAAUAUCGCUAAAAACAAGAAAAAGGUAAUUACAAUGGGAAUAGGAUUGGUGAUAGUUUUUGCAUUUUGUUGGUUGCCGCUUCAACUGUACGAUUUCUUGAAAUUCGUUACACCCGACAUUCUGAGUUACAAGCAUAUCAAUAUUAUAUGGUUUUGUUGCAACUGGUUAGCAAUGAGCAACGCUGCGUGUAAUCCCUUCAUAUAUGGACUACUGAAUGACAAUUUUAAACGAGAGUAUAGAAAAGUCUUCGAGCUCAACAAAAUGACAGUCAGGGUUGGACCAGUCCCAAUGGAACCUGUACCGCGGGUAAUUGGUGAUCAACCAAAACAACAAAGUUGGGAUCUACAAGAACAAAGUCCACCUACUCUUUCCCAACAUGUAACGCGCCAUUGAAGUUGUAUCAAAUAUGGAUUUUCUAAUAAAAAUGACGUCAUCGAUCGAGAUGUCCAGAUGAGACUAGUCAAGAGUGAUAUUGUCGCAACAAAACUACGGAAUAACUUUAAUACAACGUGUUUCAAAAAAACAUCGAUCAAUUCACGAUAUAUUCUGCACCGUAGCAAACUGCCAACACGUCAUCCGAGAUGAAGGCUAACAAGCCGCGUACACAUGUCUUUCUGCUAUUCAGAAGAAACAACGCUGGACAUUAAAUACACGUUCAUAUAUGGUGUACGAACGUACAAUAUAUAACAUUUAUUAGAUCAUUAUAUCAAUGAAUAUUCAUAAUAAUAAAACACAUGUGAUAUAUGAUAUUUCUGUUUAUUACGCGCAAUUAUAAAACCCUGUCAAAUAACAUCUUUAUGUAUUAGAAAAACACCUUUUUUGGAUCAAGACAAAUACAUUCUCUGGAGUGAUACACUGUUAGGCUUAAAGCAAGUAUUCAACUCACAUCAUAUUUAGACUUUAUACUAUAAACCACAUGUGUAAGUGGGACAUGUAACGAGACAUAACAUGUACAACGUAAUGUAUUUUUGAUUAGUGCGUCUGUCUCAAUUGACACGUUGCAUUGUUACAUAUUUACUAUGCGUGGGUCUUUCAUUUCAAAUUAUAUGACGUCGAAAUACUAUUUCAUGGCAUUCAAUUUAAACAAUUUUGUACCAUCUUUUUUUAGUCCCCGUUCGGACGAAGUCCAAAAACGGAGACUUAUAAUUCGGUCUCCGUCCGUCCGUGCGUCUGUGCGUUCGUGCGUCCGUGCGUCCGUCCGGAGUCAUAUCUCAGAAUCCCUUGGACCGAUUCUGUUCAUUCUUUGCAUGUGCCUAGUACUUUAUGUGGGACAUAUGCACAUGCAGUGGUUUAGCGAUUCGAUUCAAAAUGGCAGGCUGGCAGCCAUCUUGUUUUUUGAGAAUGUUGUAUUUUGGAUAUCCUUUGUCAGUUUUCAAUCAAACUUGGUACAUAGAUUAUACAUGUUAGGAUACAUGUCCAUGACGAUUUAUUUUACUAUUGGAUCAAAGAUGGCCGACUGGCAGCCAUCUUGUUUUUUGAAAAUGUCGUAUUUUGGACAUGUUUUGUCAAUUUUCAUUCAAAUUUAGUACAUAGAUCAUACAUGUUAGGAUACAUGUCCCAACCGUCCGUGAGUUCCUGAGUCUGUCAGUCCGAUCGCGACCGUCCGUCUGUCCGUGCGUCAGUCUGUCCAACGUCAUAUUUCAGAAUCCUGUGGACCAUUUCCGUUCAUUCUUUGCAUGUGCCUAGUACUUUAUGUGGGACAUAUGCACAUGCAGUGGUUUAGCGAUUCGAUUCAAAAUGGCUGACUGACAGCCAUCUUGUUUUUUGAAAAUGUUGUAUUUUGAACAUGCUUUGUCAGUUGUCAUUUAAACUUGGUACAUAGAUUAUACAUGUCCGGAUAUAUGUCCAUGACGAUUUAUUUCGCAAUUGGAUCAAAGAUGGUCGACUGGCAGGCAUCUUGUUUUUGUUUUUUAAUGCGGUAUAAUGUGCUCUCUCAGUUGUCAUUCAAAUUUGGCACAUACAUGUACUUUAUUCAUGUUAAGAUGCAUGUCCAUGACAAUUUGUUUCAAAAUCUGAUCAAGGAUGGCCGAUUGACAGCCAUCUGACUUGUUAGCCUUAACUUACUACUAUAUUUCCACAAUUUAUGUACCAUUUUUUUAGAGUGUUGUGAUACUCAAUUUAGUAUCCUUACGAAGCACAUAAUCGUAUACGUUUGAUUACUAACAGUCUUUGAAAUAAUAGCAGUACCGAUAUCUCAACGCGUAUGUGCUCUAGCGUAGGGCCACAUGACAGUGUAAUCAUCUGACGUUUAAAAUGAAGAGUGUGACUAUUUAAAAUAAAUAAAUUCUUUCAUAACCGAGAUGAUAUUCAGUUUAUUAUUAUUCCUCAGUGAGUAGAAUGAAAAACGAUGGUGUAAUCAGCUUAAUGUAACAUGGUUAAAAAGAACCUCAUUUAAUCUAAUGUAUGUAAUUUACACGGACUAGAUCUGUGAUAUUAAUCACAUGAUUUAUUGCAACUAUUAAUUAAAUAUCUUUGUCAGAUUACAAUCUAUCAGCAUCAGUUUGUGUGACAGAAACACGAGACUAAAUGACUUUAAAGAAUGCCAUCAAUGCACUUCAAAAUUUCUUUAUGGUCAUUGCGACGCAUACGAUUGUGCAUUAUAACUGAUGGCAUAGAAUGUCUACUGCUUUGUUUGUCCUUAUUGAUAUUAAUAAUGGAUUUGCCCAUCCAUAUAUGGAAUUACUGUAAAAAAAAACAUUUCACUAAAUAUUGAUAAAUUGAAUUCAUUAGGUGAUAGGACAAUUUGAAUAAUCUAAAAACUAUUCAAUUAAGCAAACAAUUUUAUUCCCGGGAUAUGGACAUACAAUUUAUUUUUAGAAUGUCAGAUAAUUUUUAAAUUUACAAAUACCUAUUACACUGUGUUUUUUUUUUAUGAGAACAAUAUCUGAUUUAUUUAUAUAUUAAACUUAACAAUAUGUAUUAAUGUACACCAUAUGUGAAAGUGUAAUUUACUUCCAAUUGCAUUGUGAAAAUUAUGUUUUGAUUUGUCCAUUCGAUUUUUUUUUAUUUUAACAUUUUUACAAGUUUUAUUAUACAAUAGGAAGCGUGUACUUGCAAACACGUCAGCAGAUUUAGAGAACGAAUCUGAGCCUCAGAAUUUUUUUUAUUUGUCUUUAUUUGUCUAUUCCAAGUAUCGAUUUUAUAAUUUUUGAAUAAAUUACCGAUUUCUGCCAUUGAGA